GGCGCACGCGCGGUGGAGGCGGCUGAGCGCACGCCGAGGCGGCAGCGGGGGCACCGCGGGAGGCAGAGUCGCGAGCGUAGAGCGGGACCUCUCGGCCGUCGCCAGCUUUCAGGUGUAGGCAAAAGGAGCGAGGCUAACCGGGUUAGCAGAGAUGAGUGCAUGUGUUGCUGCCCUCAUCAGGGAAGUGAAGCAGAAUGCCAGCACUAAGCUGUAGGUUCUACCAGCAUAAGUUUCCGGAGGUGGAAGAUGUUGUGAUGGUCAAUGUUCGAUCCAUUGCUGAAAUGGGUGCUUAUGUCAGCCUGCUAGAAUACAACAACAUCGAAGGCAUGAUCCUUCUCAGUGAGCUGUCCAGAAGACGUAUUCGUUCCAUAAACAAACUCAUCCGCAUUGGAAGGAACGAAUGUGUCGUGGUCAUAAGAGUUGACAAAGAGAAAGGUUAUAUUGAUCUGUCAAAAAGAAGAGUUUCUCCAGAGGAGGCAAUCAAAUGCGAAGACAAAUUCACAAAAUCAAAGACUGUGUACAGCAUUCUUCGCCAUGUUGCUGAGGUGUUGGAGUACACUAAGGAUGAGCAGCUUGAGAGCCUGUUCCAGAGGACUGCCUGGGUAUUUGAUGACAAGUACAAGAGACCGGGAUAUGGUGCCUAUGACGCAUUCAAGCAUGCAGUCUCAGACCCUGCCAUCCUGGAUAGCCUAGAUCUCACAGAGGAAGAGAGACGUGUAUUGAUUGACAAUAUUAACAGACGUCUGACUCCACAAGCAGUCAAAAUCCGAGCUGAUAUCGAGGUUGCGUGUUAUGGUUAUGAAGGUAUAGAUGCAGUGAAAGAAGCUCUGAGAGCAGGCUUGAACUGUUCCACAGAGAACAUGCCCAUUAAAAUCAAUCUGAUAGCCCCUCCUCGGUAUGUGAUGACUACUACAACACUGGAGAGAACUGAAGGACUCUCUGUUCUGAAUCAAGCCAUGGCUGUCAUUAAAGAGAAAAUUGAGGAGAAGAGAGGAGUCUUCAAUGUGCAGAUGGAGCCUAAAGUGGUUACUGACACAGAUGAGACUGAGCUUGCAAGGCAGUUGGAAAGACUGGAGAGGGAAAAUGCUGAAGUGGAUGGAGAUGACGAUGCUGAGGAAAUGGAAGCGAAAACUGAAGACUAAAUACUCUGGGAUAUUUGGAAGAGAAACCGUAUGAGAAAUUAGAGACCCCGUUGCAAACACUCUGGACUAAAUGUUUCCAGUAUUGAAAACUUCAAAUGCAAAUACUUGAAGUAUGGUACUGGUUUAAAAAGACCAAUAAAGCAUCUCCUGAGUAACAUUUGAUGCGGCAACUUACAAAUUGAAUCUUUGAAAAGCAAGGUGCCAAGUCAUAUUCAAGACACAAAUCUCAUGACUUGAGGGCGGCUGCAGCUCCACUUUUUAACACUUACAUACGUAACAAUUCCAGAUUGGUGAUUCCAGCUCAGUUAAUGAUGUUUUCUAGAAGCACGAAAACCAAACAGGUUGAACAGUUCUAUACAGGAUGUAUUUGAGCAAAUAUCCAAUAAAGUUCUGUGCUACGUAACCUGAAGCUUUUUUUUUUGAUCUUUUGUUAAAUUGCCCGGAGUGCUGUCAUCAGUUGGUGAUUCCCCUUUAAUGCUGAAAAGGGAAUAUUGAAAAGGGCUUCCUUGUUUUAAAUUGAGGCAAAAAUUAGUGGAGUUACGUUUUGGUUUGUUUUCUACAAGUUUGUUGAUGUAGAUUUCUUUAGAAGAGUGCUUUUCUUCUGCAUUUAGGGACUCAGAACUUGUAGGCUUCAUAAGUAGCAUGUUACAACUUCAGUAAGUAUAGUUGAUAACAAAAAUAGAGUUACGUUGUUCCUGUAUGUGAAUAUAGCAGGAGCUUUAAUGAAUUUAUUCAUACUUCUUCAAAAUACAUACUGCUGUAUUCUGUGCUAACUGUUGUAUGACCUUCCAGUUCCACAUAAGCUAUAUCUACAUUACAGUGGGCCGAACUGUUCAGUAAGCAGCCAGUUUAUCUCCUCACAACAGGAGAAACAAGAUGGGCUUUCCAUGAAGUGGAAAAAAGCCUCCGGUUUGCCCUUGGCUGUGGGAAUUGAGGGGACAGUUCUUUUUAAAAAUGAAACUUGCUCAAAUUGCUGAUUUUUAAAUGUGUUUAUACUUUUCAUAGUUGUUUCAUCCUAUAUUGCACGUCUUUUUUUCUUCUUUUGUUCUGCUUGAGGAAUAAAUGCAUGAAAAAAA
Molecule: messenger RNA, 2218 nt
Organism: Gallus gallus (chicken)
Lineage: Eukaryota; Metazoa; Chordata; Aves; Galliformes; Phasianidae
Gene: EIF2S1
Product: eukaryotic translation initiation factor 2 subunit alpha
Exons: 9
Coding region: 195-1142 (315 amino acids)
Cellular component (GO): eukaryotic translation initiation factor 2B complex; eukaryotic translation initiation factor 2 complex; multi-eIF complex
Molecular function (GO): translation initiation factor activity; RNA binding; ribosome binding
Source: RefSeq, marked validated